UAUGUGACUGUAGUGUGCACAUAAUAGUACAUAGAUCUAAUAGUUAAUAAUACAUUCAAGAAACAUUAUUAUUAAUAUUAGAGACUCUAAAACGAAUAGGUCAAUCAAUAUUUCAAUAAAGUUGAAUAUCACUGUUAUUUUUUUUACCAGAGAACGAUUCUACUCUAGAUCUAGUACUAUUAUUAGAGAUCUAGUAAAAAAGUUUAUAAAAAAUAGCUAACUAGAAGAAAUAUCUACAAAUGAGUGGUGUUAUCCUACCCAAGUCCUUCGCCUUGUUAAGAAAAUGGCCUUGUCAUGGACUACUGGCAUUAUCAUGGUCAUGUAAAAGAACUUUAUAUGUUACUAAAGUUAGGCUGAAUCAACCUGUGUCAGACCUCUUCACCAACCCUGUUGAUCGCCUUCAACCCAUGGUACAAAUUCCCAUUAUUCCAAACUCUGAUAUGGCGUUUAGGCCAUCGAGAGAUGAGAUGGAAGCUGCUUCACUGAUGUUUGAACGCAGAAAUAUGAAAGGAGAAACAUUUCAGUUUUUAGGUUCCUGGCCCAACCCGCAUAUCAUGCCAAAGUGGGACGUACCAGAGGUAGCUUUUAUAGGCAAGAGUAAUGUUGGCAAGUCUUCGUUACUGGCGGCUAUGUUUGCACAAGUCCCUGAUGUUAAAGUCAAAGUUUCCAAAAAACCGGGUCACACAAAACUGAUGAAUGUGUUCAAUGUAAAUAAUUAUUUCCACCUAGUUGACAUGCCAGGAUAUGGUUUUAACAUGCCAGAUCAUUUUGAAACAAGUGUUGAAGCUUACAUUAAAUCACGACGCAAUUUGUUACGAGUGUUCAUGUUAAUUGAUGCAACAACUGGUCCUGUUGAUGUAGACAACAUAGCUAUUGGUAUGAUGGAGGAAUUCGCUGUUCCUUAUGUUAUUGUGAUUACAAAGAUAGAUUUAGCUAGACCAGCCACACUCAUCAGGAGUUUGAUGUCAGUGGUGAAAUUCAGAGACGAAACUAAAGCGGACAGUUGUUUUCCUCAGCCAUUUUUAGUCAGUUCAGUGAAUGGAGAAGGGCUGGCAUUUCUUCAGUCUUUUAUUGCCUAUGUCACUGGAAAUUUACAGAUCAAAUCAUUAUCAUAAACCACACAAACGUUUACCAAAUAAACUAUAUUAUAUUAUAUGGCUCAGUCAGAAAUUUAUGCCCAGUAGAAGAUUAUAUUUCGACAAAACCAGUGCAUACAAAUUUUAAAUGUUUGGACAAAUGGCCACUAAAUUUUAAGAAUUAUCCUUGUACAAAUGUAAAUGAUGUUAGAAUAUUAUUUUAAUGUUAAUAUAAUGUAUAAUCUUGCUUUAGGAAACAUAAUCACCAAUUACAAUUUAAUAAACCUUUUAACAAGAAUUGC
Molecule: messenger RNA, 1378 nt
Organism: Physella acuta
Lineage: Eukaryota; Metazoa; Mollusca; Gastropoda; Physidae
Product: GTP-binding protein 8
Cellular component (GO): mitochondrion
Molecular function (GO): GTP binding
Source: RefSeq, a predicted model, not a curated record